AUGCGAUUUUACACCUUCAUCUCAUUGCUUCUUUUUGCACAAGUCAAAGCAGUAUUCUGGCUCAAUCAACUUGACAGCUAUGACUCUCUUCCCUACUGUGCCGAAGGGCCCAUCAGCAGCAUCGUCAGGGACAUGGUCUCUGGAUGCGGCGACGCAGGUCGAACAACUUCCUACAGCUGCUUUUGCACGAGAAGCUCUUCGAGCUUUGCGCAGAUCAUUGCAACCGCUGUUGCAAAGGAGUGCUCGCAUUGGGGUACUGAGGUGUCUAGCGCAACGAGCAUCUUUCAUGAGUAUUGCCAGCUUGGUGGUGCAGGUCAGCAGACCAUUGCUACCACAGAACUCACAACUGCUACUCCGAGCACGUCAACUCGCUCCGCUUCUGCCGUGACCGAAUCUGAUAAUGAACCUACCGCUACGUCGUCUGCUUCUACUUCCACUUCAAACGGUAGACUUUCCACGACAUCUAAGAUCGCAAUUGGAGUCACCACUCCUAUCGGUCUGAUAGGGAUGUCUGUCUUAGCUUGCUUGUUGAUAAGACGUCACCGCAAAACAAAGGGUAGUAACGUCUGUGCAGCUGGGCUCGGUGGGCGGGAUUAUACCGAGUACAAGACUGAGCUUGACGGCAGUAACACUGCUGUUAAGCCGCCGGAGCAUAAAGUGGAAACGCCAUCUACUCAGCAUGAGCUAUCGGUUUGA
Molecule: messenger RNA, 696 nt
Organism: Fusarium coffeatum
Lineage: Eukaryota; Fungi; Ascomycota; Sordariomycetes; Hypocreales; Nectriaceae
Exons: 2
Coding region: 1-696 (231 amino acids)
Source: RefSeq, a predicted model, not a curated record